Messenger RNA from Dromaius novaehollandiae (emu), 957 nucleotides. RefSeq names its product olfactory receptor 226-like. NCBI's taxonomy places the organism in Eukaryota, Metazoa, Chordata, Aves, Casuariiformes, Dromaiidae. The transcript has a single exon. Gene Ontology annotation, molecular function: G protein-coupled receptor activity; olfactory receptor activity. The coding region runs from base 1 to 957 and encodes 318 amino acids. The record is from RefSeq and is a predicted model, not a curated record. Gene Ontology annotation, cellular component: membrane. Gene Ontology annotation, biological process: G protein-coupled receptor signaling pathway.
AUGGAAGUGAGCAAUAGCAGCAGAGUCAAAGCAUUUAUUCUCCUUGGAUUUCCCACUGAUCCUCACUUGCAGAUUUUCUUCUUUGUAUUGUUUCUCAUUGCUUAUAUCUUAGUUAUAACAGAAAAUAUUAUCAUCAUCCUGACUGUCUGGACAAACUGUAACCUCCACAUUCCCAUGUACUUCUUUCUGAGUAAUUUGUCCUUCCUGGAGAUCUGGUAUGUAACAGUCACACUCCCCAGGACAAUGCUCAGCUUUGUGUCACAGAGAAAGAACAUCUCUUUUAUGGGAUGCAUGACACAGCUGUACUUCUUUCUCAGCUUGGGCAACACUGAGUGCCCUCUCCUGGCAAUCAUGGCGUACGACUGUUAUGUUGCUGUUUGUAAGCCUUUCCAUUACUCCAUUAUUGUAAGACACACUGUCUGUGUCUACCUCACCGCAGGAUCUUGGUUGACUGUUUUUUUCAUUUCUGCGUGCAAGGUAUAUUUUAUCUCUCAGCUGACAUACUGUGGACCCAAUAUAAUCAACCAUUUCUUCUGUGAUGUUUCUCCUCUCUUGAACUUAGCCUGCACAGACACGGAAAGAGCUGCCCUUAUGGAUUUCGUGGCUGCCUUAUUUAUUCUCCUGAUCCCUCUGUUUGUAGUAAUCCUAUCCUAUGCAUAUAUUAUCUUCACUGUCCUUCACAUUUCCUCUGUACAAGGCUACCAAAAAGCCUUCUCCACCUGUACCACUCACCUUAUAGUGGUCAUUGUCUUCUACGCCACAAGCAUUUUUAUCUAUGUGAGGCCCAAAGCACUUCUAGAUCACAACACAAACACAAUUGUGGCUGCUUUCUAUACUGUUGUUGUUCCUCUCUUCAAUCCUAUCAUUUACUGUCUGAGGAACCAGGAAAUCAAGGAUGCUCUCAGAAAGACUUUGUUCAGCAAAAGGUUUUCUUUGCAGAAACAUCAGCAUUUGUAG